AUGUUUACUACAAAAGAGAGAGAUCGUACAAAGAUCUUCAUCGUUGUGUUGGAUGGACCAAAAGUUUUGAGGGAGAAAAGUGGUGUCGCACCGCUAAGUUAUACCCUCCGGCAGGUAGUACAGCCAGACGAUGAGGUGGUUGUCCUUGUAAUCUUUAACUCCGGCGAUCUGACACAGACACCCGUUAUUUCCAGUUGUUGUAUAAGAACUGAAGGCCGGAAUCAUCAGCCAAAUAAUAAAAGAGACAUAUUCAUUACAAAGCUUAGAGAGGAGAUCAGUCAGGGAACAGAGGGUUAUAUGCGGAUCUUCCGACCAUUCCAUAGAGAAUGUAAAAACAUUGGAGUUAAGUUCGAGGCAAAGAUUGUCAUUGGGCCCACGUUAACUGCCAUUAUAUCGGAAGAAAAACUCAAUACAGGAGCAACUUCGGUUGUUAUAGGAAGUGAAGAUGAAGAAAUGAUUUUGUACACAUGCAACCCUUCGGGCGAAUCUUCAGGAGUCAAAAACGAAGGUUAUCGAGAUCAAAAACCUUCGAAAUACAAGAAAAAACAGUCGUCCAACAAUGAAGUAAAACCCAUAUAUCAUAUCCUCCCAAAUUUUGAGGGCAUUUAUCAACCUUCUUCAAGUUCUUCAAGCAUCGGAAGCACAAGCGAACCACAACAAGAAACAGAAGAUUUUGAGAAGUUUAAGGAUCAUUUCGUUGAAAUAAGCAACAUAGCAUCAUCGUCGCGUGGACUAGAGUUUCUUGUUGAACUAAGUUGGGAAGUGAUAUCGGAGAUAACAGAUCGGUUUAAAAACAUAAUUAAUGUUUCUUCAAAUGAGGCGUUUCAAGUGUAUAGCGGUUAUUUUGAAGAUAGAUCAUCUGCUGUUUUCGUGAAAAGAUUCGUUGGCACUCAUUUUAAUUACGUUCUUGAAGCUGAAAAGAAGGCAGCUUUGUCUAUGUAUCAUAAAAACAUUGUUCGGUUGCUUGGAUUCCAUCAGAACGAGAAUGCGAUGGCUUUGGUUUUUCCAUAUGCUUCUAGAGGUUUACUAAUGGACAGAUUUCUCAAUGGAUUCUGGACAAAGGAAUUAGAAAUUCAUUUUGCUGAUAAAAUGAAAAUAGCAAUUGGAAUAGCUCAAGGUCUGCGUUACAUGCAUGAACAAUGUCCUAGAGGGCCGAUAGUUCAUGGGGAUUUACGAGCAUGCAAUGUUCUUCUAGGCCACAACUUAGAACCACAGGCACGACCUUUAUUAGCACAAAGAGCAUACCAUAUAUUAUACGAUGAGUCCGAGCAUGAUUUCCAUGGAUUACUUGUAGUUACAACUGCUGCUAUUCGAUGCAUCAGUACAAGAUGGAAUUCAAGCCCAUGCAUGAGCCAGGUGCUUUCACUUCUGAAAGGAGACAUUUCUUGCGCUGAGCAAACAUUUCCAUCAACUGAAAGCAGCCCAGCUGCGACUUUAAGUCCAGAUUCAAAUGUAUGGCUGCGAUCGAAUGAAAACAGCUCUAUCAUGGCCUUAACUCCAGACUCAAAUUUAUGGGUAGUGUGA
This is a messenger RNA of Lactuca sativa (garden lettuce), 1524 nucleotides long. RefSeq lists its product as uncharacterized. The record is from RefSeq and is a predicted model, not a curated record. Gene Ontology annotation, molecular function: protein tyrosine kinase activity; ATP binding. NCBI's taxonomy places the organism in Eukaryota, Viridiplantae, Streptophyta, Magnoliopsida, Asterales, Asteraceae. Gene Ontology annotation, biological process: protein phosphorylation.